CUGCUACUCUCCACCCCUCGUGCCAGCCAUUGUUGCUUCUUCCCGUCCUUGUAUUUCUUCUCCAAGCUACGGAUUUGCCUCUGUCUAUCCCCUGUCCCACCCAAACCACCUCGGCGACUGCGAGCGGCUGAAAAGAGAGGACAGAAAGACUUCAGAGCUUGCACCGCACCCUUACGGCGGUUCUCACCAUGGCUACCUCUACCUCGGCCCUUCCCGUCUCCUUCCCUGGACGGGGCGGCUCCCCUCUGAACACACGAGCUUUGCCUUUUGUCAAACUCGCCGUGCUCCUCUCUAGCGCUGUAGGUCACGUCUUCGCGGCUCCGCUGGCCGAUGCCUUUGGCGCGAACGACGCAUAUACGGUAGCUGGCCACGGAGGAGGUGACGAUGAGGCUCCGGCGAGGACAGGUAUUGAGCUGACCAUUAGCAUGCUGUCGAUUGCUGGUCUCGUCCUUCUCGGAGGGAUCUUCGCUGGUCUCACACUAGCUCUCAUGGGUCUAGACGAGCUUCACCUGCAAGUUCUGUCCAGCUCGGGAACCGAUUUGGAGCGAGCUCGAGCAUCCAAGGUACUCAGACUCCUCUCAAAGGGGAAGCAUUGGGUCCUGGUUGUCCUGCUCCUGGGAAACGUCAUCGUCAACGAAACCCUGCCUAUCUUCUUGAGUGACUUUGGAGGAGGACUAGCCGCCGUCUUCACUUCGACUCUGCUCAUCGUCAUCUUCGGCGAGGUCGUCCCACAAUCAGUCUGUGCCCGAUAUGGCCUGGCCAUCGGAGCCUUCUGCGCUCCUUUGGUCCACAUGACUAUGCUCCUCUUUGCGCCAGUAGCCUGGCCCACGGCAAAAUUCCUAGACUGGUGCCUGGGUGAGGAUCACGGUACAGCGUACCGCAAGGCAGAGCUCAAGACCUUCGUUAGUCUGCAUCAGACGUUGGGCGCGGAGAACCUUAGCGAAGAUGAAGUGACUAUCAUUCGUGCUGUUCUGGAUCUCAAUGAGAAGAGCGUCAAGGAUGUCAUGACUCCCAUUGCAGACGUGUUCACCCUGUCCGCCGACACCAUCUUGGAUGACGAAGGUGUGAUUGAGCUGGUCAAUUCCGGAUACUCGAGAGUGCCGGUGUACGAGCCUGGCAAGCCCGACGCCAUCCACGGUAUGCUCCUCGUCAAGAAGCUCAUCUCGUAUGAUCCUGAAGACGCAAAGCCGGUAUCGUUCUUCAACCUCAGCCCUCUGCCCGAAGCAAGUCCCGACCUCACUCUUUUGGAUUGCCUUAACUUCUUCCAAGGCGGAUCCUCUCACAUGCUUCUCGUCUCUGAGAAUCCAGGUCAGAACAAAGGAGCUCUGGGCGUGGUCACCCUCGAGGAUAUCGUAGAGGAGAUGAUCGGCGAGGAGAUCAUCGACGAGACCGACAUCUACGUCGACGUGCAUAACAAAAUCCAGGUCGAGCGCAAGAAGGACACACAGCAAGGUCCUUCGAGCAGUCUGGGCCCGCUGAUUAGGGACGUCAUGGCGAAGCGUAAGCCGGGCAAUGCUCCUGUGCGUGCUCCUCUGCGGUCCAAAUAUGGUGCCCCAGGCUCGACUGCCUCCAAGAAUGCAGCUACGGGAGGUGGACCCCGAGCUAUGGACAAGGUCAUGAUCAAGCGACCAGGGUCUCCCACUCCUUCUGAAAGCGCUGCGACUCUUGCCAGUAGGGCGAAUGGAGCCAGUGCAGCCAAUGGAGGCGGCGGCGGCGGAGGAGGAGGAGGUGGUGGUGGAGGCAAUGCCAGUCUUUCCCCACGGAUCAAAGCCGUCGAGCACUUUGUCAAGGAAUACCAAAACCACCCCGAAACAGGCGAUGAGCAAGACCUGAACAUUUCCAUUUCUCCACGUCAAGAGGGCGAGGAGACGAACAAGAGACCAUUCAUCGUCGAGCGAGGACCGGAUGGGACUGGUCCCUCGAUUGUCUUCCAUGCGGGUGACGUGCCGGAGGACCCGGGGGCGGAGGAGAGGGCUAGGAGACAGGCCGAGGCGGAGAGGCAGGAGAAGGAGAGGCAGGAGAGAGAGGGUACCAAGCCUGAGGAGGAGGAGAAUGAAGGCAAGACGGACGUGAUGAAGGGAGUGAGGGACUUCUUUGGUGGUGGGAAGAGCAAUUGAGCGGGUAACAUGGAUAGGCGGGCAAUGGUGAGAGACCUUGGAAGCAAAGAGAGAGUAAUGAUGAAUGAGGUUGAAGAGGAAGCGAAGCGAUAGUGGGCCCAAACAUAUGUACCAUCCUGACCGUAGCAUCCUGCAGCAUCCACCAAAACAUCUCCAAUAAGGCAUCCCAUCCGCACAGACCUUUACGCACGGGAGAGGAUAAG
Molecule: messenger RNA, 2320 nt
Organism: Microstroma glucosiphilum
Lineage: Eukaryota; Fungi; Basidiomycota; Exobasidiomycetes; Microstromatales; Microstromataceae
Product: DUF21-domain-containing protein
Exons: 3
Coding region: 189-2117 (642 amino acids)
Biological process (GO): magnesium ion homeostasis
Cellular component (GO): intracellular membrane-bounded organelle
Source: RefSeq, a predicted model, not a curated record